AUGAAAGCAUGUUUCUUGCUAUUAACUGUCUUGUUCUAUUCACAUUUUGUAAUAUGCAGGGACUUUUACCUUGGCAUGUUCAAGAAAAAUGAUUUUCUGGUUGCCCAGGAUGUAAUUUAUAAACCAGCCUCACACUUUGGUGCUACAACUGCGUCAUAUGGGAGAUUAUUCAAAUGUCCUAUAACAUACUUCAGGGUAGUAGACCGUCUAGGCAUGGGCCGAGGACCAUUUACAACAGUUACUCGUGGUGGCCUCCGUAAGAAGUUCAUAACUGUUCGGAUCAAAUCAACGUACAACCUUCCUAUAUCGGUUAACAUAUACGUAGGUUGUGCUAACGAUCUCCCUAAGACCACCAGAAGGAUACGGGUUACAACUGUACAAACUACUGUUGCGGCUAAAAACGAUUCUCAAGGAGGUAGUGAUGCUACUGGUGGAAAUAAAACUGAAGAAGGAGGUGGCGGAGGAGCAGAGUCAGGAAAUGGUACAGCUGCAGAUGACACCGCAACAACACUAUCUGCAACAACACUAUCUGCAGCAGCUAGUUAAUUAAC
Helicoverpa zea (corn earworm) is the source of this 551-nucleotide messenger RNA. RefSeq lists its product as uncharacterized. Lineage: Eukaryota; Metazoa; Arthropoda; Insecta; Lepidoptera; Noctuidae. The transcript is spliced from 2 exons. The record is from RefSeq and is a predicted model, not a curated record. The coding region runs from base 1 to 546 and encodes 181 amino acids.